Molecule: messenger RNA, 1977 nt
Organism: Cladophialophora yegresii CBS 114405
Lineage: Eukaryota; Fungi; Ascomycota; Eurotiomycetes; Chaetothyriales; Herpotrichiellaceae
Exons: 3
Coding region: 1-1977 (658 amino acids)
Biological process (GO): Golgi to vacuole transport; protein transport to vacuole involved in ubiquitin-dependent protein catabolic process via the multivesicular body sorting pathway; Golgi to endosome transport
Cellular component (GO): trans-Golgi network
Molecular function (GO): phosphatidylinositol binding; ubiquitin binding
Source: RefSeq, a predicted model, not a curated record
AUGGCUUCACGAAACCAGUUCGUCUUCGACGGGUUUGCACCACCUCGAUCAACUCUACAAAGAUUCAUAUACAACGCUUGUGACCCUAUUGCCAACCUAGAACCGAAUCUGGCGCUGAAUCUCGAGAUUGUCGACCUGAUCAACUCCAAAAAGGGCAAUGCGCCUCGUGAGGCCGCAGUCACCAUUGUCCAACUCAUCAACCACAGAAACCCCAAUGUCUCUUUGCUAGCCCUCUCACUGCUCGAUAACUGCGUCAAGAACUGCGGAUACCCUUUCCACCUCCAGAUCAGCACCAAAGAGUUCCUCAAUGAACUCGUUCGACGGUUUCCUGAACGGCCUCCGAUACGACCGAGUCGAGUACAGGCCAAGAUACUGGAAGCAAUCGAGGAAUGGCGGAGUACGAUAUGUCAGACUUCCAGGUACAAGGAAGACCUGGGCUUCAUCAGGGACAUGCACAGGCUGCUGCUGUACAAGGGCUACAUGUUCCCGGAAGUGCGCAGCGAAGAUGUCGCAGUUCUGAACCCAAGCGAUAAUCUCCAGUCGGCGGAGGAAAUGGAGGAAGAGGAGCGAGCGGCUCAAUCGGCGAAGCUGCAGGAACUGAUCCGGCGAGGACGACCUCAAGAUCUCCAAGAAGCGAACAGGUUGAUGAAAGUCAUGGCUGGCUACGAUACUAGGCACAAGACAGAUUAUCGGGCGAAAGCAGCAGAGGAGGUCGCGAAAGUCCAGCAGAAAGCCAAAAUAUUAGAAGAAAUGCUACAGAGCCAAACGCAGGGCGACAAGAUCGGGAAUGGUGAUGUCUUCGAGGAACUUGCUAGUGCGCUUCAGAGUGCUCAUCCCAAAAUCCAGAAGAUGUGCGAAGAGGAGUCAGAUGACGCCGAAGCAGUGGCCAAGCUCUUGGAAAUUAACGACAGUAUACACCGGACCAUUGAGCGAUACAAGUUGAUGAGAGCCGGAGAUAUCGAGGCCGCCAACAAAAUCGCAAAAGGAACCCUGGGAACCACCACUGGAGUUGGCAAAAAUGCAGCAAAUGAAUUAUCGUUGAUUGAUUUCGACCCAGAACCCCCGGCCGCGCCGCCGGCGGGAGCGUCGUCGAGUUCUGGUACCAAUGGCUCACUUCUCGACACCGGCCCGAUAACUUCCACCACACAAGCCAGACCAAAGACCGUCGAGGACGACUUGUUGGGGCUGUCGUUGGACGAUUCAGCCGCUGGCUCACUAGGAGCCAUAUCACUCGGGCCUAGCACGGGUUUCUCAGCACCAUCAGGCUCCAUCUUCUCGAAUGCACCUUCGAGUCUAUUGUCAAACCAGCCAUCUGUUCCUCACACAUCGCCCCAACCAUCGCCUAAGCCGAAUUAUGAUGCUUUUGCCUCGCUCACAAGCCUUGCUCCUACCUCGAAAUCCGCAACUCCAGUUCCCAUGGCACAGCAUCAACAGCCACCACGACCGUCCACUCAGGCCCUGGCUGAUCCUUUUGCAGCGCUAGUGUCAGCUGGUUCACGUCCUUCUACUCCCUCAAAGCAAAGCAACGUUUCUCAGCCCGCGUCACAGCCCUCAGCAGUAUCCAACCAAGGUGCUUCUGCCCACGCUGAAGAUGACUGGACUUUCGAGUCGGCCUUGCCGGAACCACAGACAAUCAAGGUUCUCUCUGGUUCUCUGGAAAUCGAUUUCGAAGCGCGAAGGAUGGCAGGACAAGCUGUAAUCCAGAUCACGGCGCACUUCUCCAACACGACGCAACAGCGGAUCACUGGAUUGCAUUUUCAAGUCGCGGUGGAGAAAAGUUACACACUCCAACUGAGGCCUCAAAGUAGUCGCGAAUUAGCCCCUACCACACGGCACGCGGUCCAGCAGGAGAUCCUCCUGAAUGGCGUGCCAGUGGGGAAGGGCCGCCAGGUCAAAAUGCGGUUCAAAGUAUCUUAUGCUUUGGAUGGACAACCUCAGGAACAGCAGGGCAACGUCCCACCGCUUGGGGUUAGUUAA